This is a messenger RNA of Lingula anatina, 2193 nucleotides long. Its product is annotated as P2X purinoceptor 4. Gene Ontology annotation, biological process: response to ATP; calcium ion transmembrane transport. Gene Ontology annotation, cellular component: plasma membrane. The record is from RefSeq and is a predicted model, not a curated record. NCBI's taxonomy places the organism in Eukaryota, Metazoa, Brachiopoda, Lingulata, Lingulida, Lingulidae. Gene Ontology annotation, molecular function: extracellularly ATP-gated monoatomic cation channel activity; purinergic nucleotide receptor activity.
UGGAACUUUUGUUGGCAUGGACUGUGCGUAGUAAAAAUGAUUUGGUUUUUAAAGCAUCAACAAGAUGAAAGGCCAAAUUACUUUUGGUGUGUUAUUAUGUAAAUUGUUUUAGUAUCCUCAGUUAAUGACAGAGAAAGCAAGACAUGUCAUUCCAGGCUGUCGGAUAUUAAUCUCAAUUAUAGUUGUGAUCGACAUCAACAAGCAAGGAAGGAUGUCAUGUGCGACGUGUUGCGGGUAUUUGAAAGGGGCGUUAGUCUCGUUCUUUGAAUAUGACACGCCCAAAAUAGUCCACAUAAAGAGCAAGAAAGUCGGGUUAUUAAAUCGAACCGUGCAAUUAGCUGUUAUUUUAUAUAUUGUGAUAUGGGUUAUUGUUAUAAAAAAAGGUUACCAAGAUACUGACAUACCAAUCAGUGCAGCUACAACAAAACUUAAAGGUGUAGACUUCACAAACAUCACUAAGGUGCCCUCAAUAGGUGCCAGAAUAUGGGAUGUGGCGGACUAUGUCAUUCCACCCCAGGAAAAAGAUGCUUUUUUUGUGAUGACCAACAUGAUUAUCACUCCUAACCAAACACAAGGGGUCUGUGGAGAGGACCCUGAACUUGCACCAUGCACUGAUGAUUCAGAAUGCACAAAAGAUAUGCCAGUUCCUGUGGGAAGUGGUGUUAUGACUGGAGUGUGUAACAAGGCUACAAAUUCCUGUGAAAUCCAUGCUUGGUGUCCUGUAGAGAUAGAUGAACCACCUCUGAAGGAUUCCCCUGUUUUAACAGACUCCAAAGACUUCACUGUUCUCAUCAAGAAUUAUGUUUAUUUUCCAAAAUUUAAUGUCAGAAGACGAAACAUUCCAGAUUGGAUUAAAAAGGACAAAUAUCUGUCCAAAUGCCGCUGGAGUCGGGAUAAAGAUCCCUACUGCCCAAUCUUUAGACUGGAAGACCUUAUUUCUGCAGCUGGAGAAGACUAUCUUGUCAUGGCAUACAAGGGUGGUGUAAUUGAUAUCAACAUCAAUUGGGACUGUAACCUAGACUAUGCAGAGACUAACUGCAGACCAACAUACACCAUCUCCAGGGUGGAUAAAAAUGAAACAGUUUCACCUGGUUGGAAUUUCAGAUAUGCAGAUUUUUAUGUUGUAGACGGUGUGAAUACAAGAACAUUGUACAAGGCCUAUGGUAUACGAUUUAUCAUCACUAUUACUGGAAAAGCUGGCAAGUUCAACAUAGUCCCUAUGCUUCUCAACAUUGGUGCUGGGUUAGGAUUGUUAACACUGUCUACAGUGCUAAGUGACAUAGUGGUUCUUUAUUUCCUGAAGUAUCGUAGUUUCUAUCGUGAGAAAAAAUAUCAGAAUGUAGACGAAAUGGAUGUCUCAUAUCAGGUUCUAUCACCGGAGCUGGAAGGAAAAGACUUUGGUGAACCAGAUCCAACCAACAGUGUUAGACAUCGACCUUUAGGUUCCAAUGCAAAUAAUGAUUCAGAGACAUAGCCUACAAAAUAAUCCAUAAAAAGGAUCUAGAAAAAAAUCCAAUUAUGAAUCAUUUUGCUUUUUUGACUAAGUAAUGUAUUCCUUGUUAUAACAAAAAGCACUGAGAUUGAUUUUUAUUAGCAGAUAUGGUUCAAUAGGACUGUCAUAUAUAAUUUUACUUUGAUACACUAAAUCCACUUUGGUUUACUACUGAUAUAUGUACAGUACUGUAGAUCAAUCAUAUCAGAUUUGUGCUGCUAACUUAAAUUUUUACAAUAUUUCCUAAAUCCAGAAAAAGGUGAUCAUUAAUAUAGUAAUACACAUUGCAAUAUAACUGUGAAAUCAUUCUAAAUAUAUAUGGUCAUAUUGGAACAUUAGAUUGCACGUGUGAGUAUGUGUGUGUGUGCACGCACAAUUAUUAUUGCAUUUGAACCUUAUUAACUUUGAACUCUUCAUUAUUUUUCGAAGUAACUGCAUUUUGAGACCUGUUUAUUUAUUUAUUUAUUAUUUAUUUAUUUAUUUAUUUAUUUUGCAAAUUUCCUAGUAUAAAAAAAUUGAUCAUGCAGAAAGUAUCUAUAUCUAAUUCAACAAAUAUACAUGUAAAAAGUGAGUGGCUUUUCAGUUUCUUUGCUUAAUUCUUUUCAGUGCCAUACCCUGUUGUUUAAUAAAGGAAGUGGUAUUAUUCAAAUCUUUAUAUUUCAUAUGUUGUAAAAGGUAUUUUAUGGUACGUGUUAAUAAAA